CCAUGCUUCUCUCUCUCUCUCUUUUUCCUCCUCUCUCUUCUCUUCAGAUAAAAGCUCAACACCCAAAAAACACCCCUUGAAAAAUUCCCCACUUUUCAAGACCCGAGUUAAGGUAUGUCAGUCCUGGCAGAGCUCUGAAGAGAGGAGAGGAGGAGGCGAUAGUAAAAAGCACUAUCGGCACCUAAUCUCUAAUCUGUAGCUCUGUAGUCGAAUAUGAAUGUACUGAAGCGGGAUCGAGUGGUUAUGCGUACUGAUAACUGCGACCUGAGUUAUGUUCGUAUUGACAGUUGGUUACGCUUCGUACCCAAUGGUUCUUGCAACCAUCGGUAACAGUCGCAUUGAAUAAUUCGCACGUUCACUUCUCGUUAGGCAUCUCAUCACACCUUUUUACCCUUAGAUUGAUAUUAACAUCCUAGUCCCCGCUAGCUCACCCUAUUUGCAUUUCCCCUCUCACUGCUAUGUCCUUUUCCGCCCCAAUCACUCCACCAAUGGAGUCCACUGGCGACCGCCUUAUGACGUUGGAACUCAAGGACGGCUCCGCGUUGCAGGGUUACUCCUUCGGUGCGCCAGUCACCGCUGCCGGUGAGUUGGUUUUCCAGACCGGUAUGGUUGGUUACCCAGAGUCGCUCACCGAUCCUUCCUACGAGGGCCAGAUCCUCGUCAUCACCUACCCACUCGUGGGUAACUACGGUGUGCCAGACCGUGCCGCGUUAGACGAGCUCGUCACCCAGUUGCCGCGCUACUUCGAGUCCAGCAAGGUCCACAUCGCGGGUCUUGUGGUCGCCCACUACACCGAAGAGUACUCGCACUACCUUGCCACCUCGUCGCUUGGUGAUUGGUUGAAGGAGCAGGGUAUCCCAGCUAUGUACGGGAUCGACACGCGCGCGCUCACCAAGCGUUUGCGCGAGGAGGGUUCCACUCUCGGGCGGAUUGCGCUUCAAACGCGCGAAACCACCGACAUGCGCGCGCUUGGUGCGCGCGACUGGCAGCCGUUCUUUGACGUCCCUGAGUGGGUCGACCCGAACGUGGCCAACCUUGUCGCUAAGGUCUCCGUAAAGGAGCCAGUCUUGUACAAGCCUUACCCAGCGACCGCCCUUAAGACCAAGGCCGGCAAGACGGUUAGAAUUAUUGCCGUUGAUGUCGGUAUUAAGUUCAACCAGAUCCGCUGCUUUGUCCGUCGUGGCGUUGAAUUGCUUGUUGUUCCAUGGAACUACGACUAUUCCAGCGAGGAGUACGAUGGUUUGUUCUUGUCCAACGGUCCAGGUGAUCCAGCCGUGAUGGACACCACCGUGGAGAUCCUUAAGGCGGCUGUUGUGGCAGCCAAGACCCCAAUUUUCGGGAUCUGUCUCGGGCACCAGUUGCUCGCGCGCGCGACCGGCGCGGCCACCGUCAAGCUCAAGUUCGGUAACCGUGGGCACAACAUUCCGUGUACUUCGCUCAUCUCUGGGCGCUGCUACAUCACCUCGCAGAACCAUGGGUACGCAGUCGAUGUCGCAACCCUCGCUGACGACUGGAAGCCGUUGUUCGUCAACGCUAACGACGGCUCCAACGAGGGUAUUUACAACACCCAAAAGCCUUUCUUCUCUGUGCAGUUCCACCCUGAGUCUACCCCAGGUCCGCGCGACACCGAAUUCCUCUUUGACACGUUUAUCCAGGCGGUCACCGAGUUCGAUGCGACGCACGCGCACAAGGCGGUCGAGUUCCCAGGCGGCCAGCUCGCGGAGAACCGCGCCGCGCACCCACGUAUCGUUCCUAAGAAAGUUCUUGUUCUCGGGUCUGGUGGUUUGUCCAUUGGCCAGGCCGGUGAGUUCGAUUAUUCCGGUUCCCAGGCCAUCAAGGCGCUCAAGGAAGAGGGUAUCUACACCAUCUUGAUCAACCCGAACAUCGCCACCAUCCAGACCUCCAAGGGGCUCGCCGACAAGGUGUAUUUCCUCCCAGUCAAUGCCGAGUUUGUCCGCAAGGUUAUCCAGCACGAGAAGCCGGACGGUAUCUACGUGACUUUCGGUGGUCAGACCGCGCUCUCCGUCGGUAUUGAGCUCAAGGACGAGUUUGAGGCGCUCGGUGUCAAGGUGCUCGGUACCCAGAUCGAGACCGUCAUCACCACCGAGGACAGAGACUUGUUCGCGAUGGCGAUGGAGGAGAUUGGCGAGAAGUGUGCCAAGUCGCACGCUUGUACGACCAUGGACGAGGCUAUCGCCGCUGGUGAGGAUAUUGGCUACCCGGUGAUUAUCCGUGCGGCGUUUGCGCUCGGUGGGCUUGGUUCCGGGUUCGCGGAUAACGAAGGUGAGCUCGUAGAGCUCUGCCAGAAGGCGUUUGCGAUCUCGUCCCAGGUCUUGGUGGAGAAGUCGAUGAAGGGUUGGAAGGAGGUUGAAUACGAGGUUGUUCGUGACGCGUUCGACAACUGUAUCACCGUCUGUAACAUGGAGAACUUCGAUCCUCUUGGGAUCCACACUGGUGACUCCAUUGUCGUUGCUCCAUCCCAGACCCUUGAUGAUGCUGAUUACAACAUGUUGCGUACCACCGCCGUAAAUGUCAUCCGUCACUUGGGGGUCGUUGGUGAAUGUAACAUCCAGUACGCCCUCAAUCCAUUCUCUCAGGAGUACUGUAUCAUUGAGGUCAACGCCAGACUUUCCCGUUCCUCUGCUUUGGCUUCCAAGGCGACCGGCUACCCGCUUGCCUAUACCGCUGCCAAGCUUGGGUUGAACAUUCCGCUCAAUGAGAUCAAGAACUCGGUCACUAAGGUCACCUGUGCCUGUUUCGAGCCAUCCUUGGAUUACGUGGUGGUCAAGAUUCCACGCUGGGAUCUCAAGAAGUUCACCAGAGUGUCGUCUCUCCUUUCCUCUUCGAUGAAAUCGGUUGGUGAGGUCAUGUCGAUUGGGCGCACGUUUGAGGAGGCGAUUCAGAAGGCGAUCCGCUCGACCGACUACCAGAACCUCGGUUUCAACCAGACCGAUGCUCUCAUGUCGAUCGAUAUCGACUCUGAGUUGCAGACUCCGUCAGACCAGCGUUUGUUCGCGAUUGCCAACGCUAUGAGCGACGGCUACUCGGUCGACAAGAUCUGGAAGAUGACCAACAUUGACAAGUGGUUCUUGAACAAGCUUGAGGGAUUGAUCCGCUUCGGGGAGAAGAUUGCGUCCUACGUUUCCAAGGAAAACUUGCCAGCCCAGGUAUUGCGUAACGCGAAACAGCUCGGAUUCGAGGAUCGCCAGAUUGCCAAGUUCCUCAACUCGAACGAGGUUGCCAUCAGACGCUUGCGUAAGGAUGCCGGUAUCAUUCCAUUUGUCAAGCAGAUUGAUACCGUUGCCGCCGAGUUCCCGGCCUUCACCAACUACCUCUACAUCACCUACAACGCCGACUCCAACGAUGUGAAGUUCGACGACCACGGGAUUGUGGUGCUUGGCUCUGGUGUCUACCGUAUCGGUUCCUCCGUUGAGUUCGAUUGGUGUGCCGUUCGCGCGGUCCGUACGCUCCGCGAGAACAACGUCAAGACGAUUAUGAUUAACUACAACCCGGAAACCGUCUCCACCGAUUACGACGAGGCCGACCGUUUGUACUUUGAAACCAUCAACUUGGAGAGAGUCCUCGAUAUCUACGAGCUUGAGCAGUCCGCCGGUGUUGUGAUCUCCAUGGGUGGCCAGACCUCGAACAACAUCGCGUUGAACCUUCACCGCCAGAACGUCAAAAUCAUGGGGACUUCCCCAGAGAUGAUCGACUCGGCCGAAAACCGUUACAAGUUCUCGCGGAUGUUGGACCAAAUCGGCGUUGAUCAGCCGGCCUGGAAGGAACUCACCUCCUUUGAGGAAGCCGAGACGUUUGCCGAAAUGGUUUCGUACCCAGUUUUGGUUCGUCCAUCGUACGUGCUUUCCGGUGCCGCCAUGAACACCGUCUACUCCCGCGACGAUCUCCGUUCGUACCUCUCCCAGGCCGUCGAUGUCUCUCCUGACUACCCGGUUGUCAUCACCAAGUACAUCGAGGAGGCCAAGGAGAUUGAGAUGGAUGCCGUUGCCAAGGACGGUAAGAUGAUUAUGCACGUUGUGUCCGAACACGUUGAGAACGCUGGGGUCCACUCCGGUGACGCCACGUUGAUUGUUCCGCCACAGGACCUCGACCCAGAGACCGUUCGCCGCAUUGUCGUGGCCACCGCCAAGAUUGGUAAGGCCUUGAACAUUACCGGACCGUACAACAUCCAGUUUAUCGCCAAGAACAACGACAUCAAGGUGAUUGAAUGUAACGUCCGUGCCUCGCGUUCGUUCCCAUUCAUCUCCAAGGUUGUUGGCACGGAUAUGAUUGAAAUGGCCACCCGUGCCAUCAUGGACCUUCCGUUCACCCCGUACCCUGGUGCCAAGUUGCCAGAGCACUACUGCGCCGUCAAGGUUCCGCAGUUCUCCUUUUCCCGUUUGGCGGGUGCCGAUCCGGUGCUUGGUGUCGAAAUGGCCUCCACGGGUGAAGUCGCAACUUUUGGUCGCAACAAGUACGAGGCGUACCUCAAGUCUUUGAUUGCCACUGGUUUCCAGCUUCCAAAGAAGAACAUUCUCCUCUCCAUCGGUUCAUACAAGGAGAAGUUGGAGCUUGUUCCAUCGAUCCAGCGUCUCCACGAGAUGGGCUACAAGUUGUUUGCUACCGCCGGUACCGCCGACUUCAUCUCCGGGUUCAACGUUCCGGUUCAGUACCUCGAGGUGAUGGACGGCGAAGACGGCCAGAAGUCUGAGUACUCCCUCUCUCAGCACCUCGCCAACAACCUUAUCGACCUCUACAUCAACUUGCCAUCCGCCAACCGAUUCCGCCGUCCAGCGUCGUACGUGUCCAAGGGCUACCAGACCCGUCGUAUGGCUGUUGACUACGCCGUUCCGUUGGUCACCAACGUGAAGUGCGCCAAGGUUUUGAUCGAGGCGCUCUACCGCAAGAUUCCGCUUGAGGUGACUUCCCUCGAUGCUCAGUUGUCGCAUGAUACCGCCACGAUUCCAGGUUUGGUCAACAUUGCGGCGUACGUUCCGUCGUUGGCCGGUGCCGCGGGCGCGCGUGACUUUGCUGCCGUUGCACGUGUGUCGCUCGCCGCGGGGUUCACCUUCAGCAACGUUUUGCAGACCGCUACAGGGCUUACCGACUCCAGUGCUCUCUCUGCGGCUUCCAGUCUCGCAGCUGAUGGCGCUUUCACUGACUACGCGUUUGCCGCGACUGCCACCGCGGCCAACGCGGCUGCCGUCGCCGCGGUGUCCGAGGAUAUCGGCGCGUUGUACCUCCCAUUCACCGACCGUUCCACCACCGUGGCCGCCGUUUCCUCCCACUUUGCAACCUGGCCACAGUCGAAGGUUGUCACCACUGAUGCCAAGUCUACCGACCUUGCAUCUGUUCUCCUUCUUGCGUCACUCCACGCGCGCGCGAUCCACGUGACCGGCGUCUCUUCGCGUGACGACCUCGCGCUUAUCGCCAUGGCCAAGGAAAAGGACAUGCCAGUGACCUGUGAUGUUGCUGUCUACUCGCUCUUCCUCUCUCAGGAUGACUUCCCGUGCUCCUUCCUCCCAUCGAAGGACGAGCAGCUUGCCUUGUGGGAAAACCUCGCCCAGAUCGACUGUUUCUCUGUCGGGGCUGUGCCUUCCUUACUUGCCAAGGCCCUUCAGAAGCCAGUCACGGCUGGUUUGGGGAUUGCUGAGACCCUUCCAUUGUUGCUCUCUGCCGUCGCUGACGGUCGUUUGACCCUCGAUGACAUUGUUCUCCGCUUGCACACCAAUCCGGUCAAAAUCUUUGACCUCCCAGUCCAGAAGGCUACCGUUGAGAUUGAUUUGGAGCGUGUUUCCAAGACUGUUUCGCCGCUUGGUGGUGUCUUGACCGGUACCGUUGAACGUGUCAUUUUCGACUCCAAGACUGUCUGCUUGGACGGCCAGGUCUCUGCUGCUUAUGCCUUUGGCCGCAACUUCUCCUCCAAGUUGAGAGCGCAGAAGAUUGCUUCCGCGGCCGCUCCAGUGGCGAUGUCCAUGCCAGUUGCCGAAGAGGCCGCUGCCGCCAGACGUGUUUCGCGCGUGUCUUUCUCUGAGGCCAGACCAUCCUCUGUCAUUGAAGAAGACACCUUGGGCACCCAGUUGGUUUCCUCCCUCCCACCGGUGGACAACGCUCCGUCCGCCAUCUCGACUCUCAUCAGAAACAACAAUCCGUUCCUUAGAAAGUCCAUCCUUUCUGUCAAAGACAUCAAGCGCUCGGAUCUCCACGCGCUCUUCUCCGUCGCCCAGGAAAUGCGUCUCGCUGUUGAACGUGAAGGUGUCUUGGAUGUUCUCAAGGGGAGAUUGAUCUCCACUUUGUUCUACGAGCCAUCUACCAGAACCUCAACCUCUUUUGACGCUGCCAUGCAAAGAUUGGGCGGCCGUGUUGUCGCCGUGCCGGUUUCUUCUUCUUCCGUCAAGAAGGGUGAGUCCUUGCAAGACACCGUGAGAACCCUCGCAUGCUACUCGGAUGCGGUGAUUAUCCGUCACCCAGACGAGGAGUCCGCGGACAUUGCCGCGAAGUACUCACCAGUGCCAAUUGUCAACGGCGGCAACGGCUCCAGAGAGCACCCUACCCAGGCCCUUCUCGACCUCUUCACCAUCAGAGAGGAGCUCGGGACUGUGAACGGGAUCACUGUGACCUUCAUGGGUGAUCUCAAGUACGGCCGUCCGGUGCACUCGUUGUGUCACUUGCUCCGCCAGUACUCUGUGCGCAUCCAACUUGUUUCUCCUAAGGAGCUUUCCUUGCCAAAGGAGAUUAAAGACGAGCUCGAGGCCGCGGGGAUGUUGGUGUGUGAGUCUGAGGAGUUGACCAAGGACAUUCUUGCCAAGUCGGACGUCUUGUACUGCACCAGAGUCCAACAGGAGAGAUUUGCCAGUGUCGAGGACUACGAGAGACUCAAGGAUUCAUACGUGGUUGACAACAAGGUGCUUGCUGAUGCCAAACAGCACAUGUGUGUGAUGCACCCAUUGCCGCGCGUUUCUGAGAUCCGCGAGGAGGUGGACUUUGACCAGAGAGCCGCAUACUUCAGACAGAUGAGAUAUGGUUUGUAUGUGAGAAUGGCGCUUUUGGCGAUGGUUAUUGGGGUUGAUUUCCAGAAAUAAGAGGCUGGCUUGCCGCAAUUUUGCUUAGUGACUCUUUAGGUUACAGUCUGUCAGCUCGCUUGCUUGAGUUUCGAUGUUUUGGGGAAAAUGUCGCCGCUUUGCUGCUUGCAUGUUUUUUUGGUUGUUGCUUUUUCUCUUGACCCUUUUUUGUUGUCUCUUUUGUAUAGACAUAAUCCUGUUAGAUA
Babjeviella inositovora NRRL Y-12698 is the source of this 7264-nucleotide messenger RNA. RefSeq names its product bifunctional carbamoylphosphate synthetase/aspartate transcarbamylase (gene URA2). Gene Ontology annotation, biological process: 'de novo' pyrimidine nucleobase biosynthetic process; L-glutamine metabolic process; L-citrulline biosynthetic process. Lineage: Eukaryota; Fungi; Ascomycota; Pichiomycetes; Serinales. Bases 459 to 7079 code for a protein of 2206 amino acids. The transcript has a single exon. The record is from RefSeq and is a predicted model, not a curated record. Gene Ontology annotation, cellular component: cytoplasm; cytosol. Gene Ontology annotation, molecular function: ATP binding; aspartate carbamoyltransferase activity; amino acid binding.